Messenger RNA from Toxotes jaculatrix (banded archerfish), 1084 nucleotides. RefSeq names its product dharma (gene dharma). Gene Ontology annotation, biological process: regulation of transcription by RNA polymerase II. Gene Ontology annotation, cellular component: nucleus. The transcript has 3 exons. NCBI's taxonomy places the organism in Eukaryota, Metazoa, Chordata, Actinopteri, Toxotidae. Bases 66 to 710 code for a protein of 214 amino acids. Gene Ontology annotation, molecular function: RNA polymerase II cis-regulatory region sequence-specific DNA binding; DNA-binding transcription factor activity, RNA polymerase II-specific. The record is from RefSeq and is a predicted model, not a curated record.
ACUCCCGGGCUCAGAGGCCGCUGGAGCAGCUCCCUGGGAACUUUCUGGAUCUUGGAAUUUGAAUCAUGGACGGAAGCCGAGUCUCCGACUUCAGCAUCGAGCGCAUCCUCUCCCCGCAGCUCGGACACAAGCCGCCGACGAUGGAGUGUUCACCGGACGGGUAUGUUCGGGGGAUCCCCGGUGGCUUCAGCCUGGACUCCCGGACCCUCAGAGGUCCUGCACCGGUCCCGGUGCCGGUGCCAGGCUACCUGCAGUGCCAGGGGCUGGGCUUCGGAGAGGCGUUUUACCCGUUCGGAGUCGGUUUCCAUCGCACAGACCUGAGCGGCUUCUCUCCAUCCUCCGGGGUCUACGUGCCCUGCAGCAGCCCGGACUCUGCAGAUGCGCAGCCGUUGCCAGGUUACCAAGGAUACCACCACGCCAUCACGGUGCCCGCGCAGUCGCAGCCGCGUCAGAAGGCCCGGAUGAGGACGGUGUUCACCGACAGUCAGACCAAGAGGCUCGAGGCGCUGUUCGAGCUCACCGACUACCCGGCAGCGGAGGCGCGAGCUGAGGUGGCGCGAAGCGCCGGGCUGAGCGAGGAGACGGUCAGGGUGUGGUUCAAGAACCGCAGGGCCAGGAGGAAGAGGCAGCGGAGCGGGUCAAAGGUCAAAUCCCCCUCCCCGCCCCCCUGCAUCGGAGCCGAGAAGAGCCCCUUCACCUCGUUCCUCUGAACCCGACGGGCUGUCCGCCUGCCGCUCAGAGGUCAAACUCGUCCUGCACUCAUCCUGCUCAGGGUAACUUCAGCAGGGGUCCGCACGCGCUGGACUCAAAGCUGCUCUGAUGAGACCGAUGAAGAGCAAACAGGACAUGUUUUCUUAUUGUGAUGAUGCAUUCAGGUGCUGCUGGGAGAGUCGGACACCCCAGGACUCACACGCUGGGGGACAGUUUAAGGAGAGCUGUUUGGCUGAAGCAGCAGUUGGAACCUCUGCAGAGAAUUAUUUUGUAUUUCUAAGUAAUUUAUUGAAAUCGGUGCAUUAAAGCUUGGUGCAGGAUUUAAACACUGGCACCGUUUGGAGGGAAAAAAAAUAAAUGCAGUUACUGUGAU